This is a messenger RNA of Musca vetustissima, 1049 nucleotides long. Its product is annotated as glyoxylate reductase/hydroxypyruvate reductase-like. Gene Ontology annotation, molecular function: hydroxypyruvate reductase [NAD(P)H] activity; glyoxylate reductase (NADPH) activity; NAD binding. The record is from RefSeq and is a predicted model, not a curated record. The transcript has 4 exons. Lineage: Eukaryota; Metazoa; Arthropoda; Insecta; Diptera; Muscidae. Gene Ontology annotation, cellular component: cytosol. Bases 1 to 1041 code for a protein of 346 amino acids.
AUGACUGAGGCCCCAACCACCACAACAACAGCCAAGGCUGUCAGCAGUGAGGAAUCGAAUGAAAGUGAUGAAGUUACCUUUAAAAUUUUGGUAACCCACCCUGAAGUUCCGCAAGAUGCCUUGGACCUGAUGAGUACUUCGUGCAAAUUAAUUAUGUGUGAAAGUUUGCCACCCAAUCGCACAGAAAUUUUGGAAAAAGCCAAGGGGGUACAUGGCAUGUUUUGGGGUUCCCAUGUUCCCCUGGACAAGGAAGUUCUGGAUGCCGCCGGGCCACAAUUGAAAUCCAUUUCCACUAUGUCCGCCGGUAUUGAUUAUGUUGAUGUUGAGGAAUUGAAGAAACGUAAAAUUCCCCUUGGCCAUACACCGAUUGUGUUGAGUGAUGCCGUUGCUGAUUUGGCCAUGGGUUUAAUGUUAUCUGCUGCCCGCAGAUUCCAUGAAGGUCGCACUAAAAUUGAUAGUUCGACAUGGGAAAAUUAUCACAUUGAAUGGAUGUGGGGUCAAGAGAUUCGUGAUUCGACUGUGGGCUUCUUUGGUUUCGGCAGCAUUGGUCAGGCCAUUGCCAAACGUUUGAAGGGUUUCGAUAUUGAGCGUAUCCUCUACACCACACGUCGCCCCUUGGAAAAGAAAUUGGAAAAACAAUUCAAUGCCGAGAAGGUACCCUUCCAUGAGCUGUUGGGCCAAAGUGAUAUUUUGUUCAUUGCCGCACCCCUAACACCUGAGACGCAGGGUAUUUUCAAUUCCACAGCCUUCCCGAAAAUGAAGAAGAAUGCUGUCUUGAUUAAUAUUGCCCGAGGACCCAUCAUCAACCAGGACGAUUUGUACACCGCCUUGAAGACAAAUCAAAUCUUUUCGGCCGGUAUUGAUGUCAUGUAUCCCGAACCCUUGCCAGCCAAUGAUAAGUUAUUGACAUUGCCAAAUUUGGUCAUUACACCGCACAUCGGUUCGGCCACAAAGCGCACGCGUACCGACAUGGCCAUAAUUGCUGCUCACAAUGUCUUGAGAGGUUUGGCUGGAGAGCCAAUGUUGUCGCCGGCAUAUUAAAUACCAAA